Molecule: messenger RNA, 3804 nt
Organism: Bathycoccus prasinos
Lineage: Eukaryota; Viridiplantae; Chlorophyta; Mamiellophyceae; Mamiellales; Bathycoccaceae
Exons: 1
Coding region: 1-3804 (1267 amino acids)
Biological process (GO): lipid metabolic process
Molecular function (GO): glycerophospholipid phospholipase A1 activity
Source: RefSeq, a predicted model, not a curated record
AUGAGGAUGCGCGUCGUCCCGUCUUCUUCGUCGUCGUCGUCUUCUUCUUCUCGAAAAGGCGGCGAUUCGGAUGACGAUGAUUUUAACGAGAAGGUUGCCGAAGUGAGCGAAAAUUUGACCACGAACGAAGAAGCGUUGCGAGCGAAGAUUGGACAGUUGCAAGAACGCGUGAAAGCGUUGAGGAGGACUCAAUCGACGCCAAGAAAAGAAAACUUUCCCGCGACCGCCACUGCCGCGGUUUCUGUCGCGGGCGCCGCGGCGAUCGACGAGAGAAGAGGCGGCGCGGCGACGACGAGGAGCGGAGGCGACGAGAGGAGAGAAGGAGAGGGCCAAGGGGCGGAUGUUGAAGGAGCAGUGGAUGCGGAUGGGACGGGUACUUUCUGGGAAGACAUUUUACGAGCGUCCGUGAGUACGUUGGAGGAUAUAUUCAGCGGCGCGUCGUCCUCUUCCUGGGACGAAGACGAAGACGACGUCGAAGAAGAAGAACGAGAGGAAACUUCGCUGACGGUUGGAAUCGAGAAGGGUGCGGAGACCGUGGACGUGGACGGUGGAAAAAGGGAGAAGACGAGAAGAGAUGGUAAUAGUAGCGGUAGUAGUAACAGUGGUGAUAUUGAGGGCAGGAAAAAGAACCAGGACAGCAGGUGGGAAUGGCAAAGACAGUUUGAUACUCCGAAUCAGUUCAUGGGGCAUUUCAAGAAAGCGCCGGCCGAGAAAGGAGAAGAGAAGAGGCUCACUACCACCGCGGCAAAUAGUACUACUACAACUGACUCCACCACUCCAGUGAUAACGACAACUACAACGACGACGACGACAAAAGAAGAAGAAGAAGAAGAAGAUUCAACGAAUGCUGGCUCAAACUGGAUCCCAGACGCGAGCGCGUUUCUUUCGCGUCUUCCGCUUCCGCCUUUGAUCGGAAAUUUGUUUUCUGGAUCAUCUUCAUCCUCGACUGCAACGGCGACUACUUUUGCUGCUAAUGCUGCUGCUGAUUUAAGCAUAGCUGAGCAAAGUGAGGAAGUAAACGCAGAAGACGACGAACGAAUAAUCGAUGAACAACUUCGCGACGCGAACGUAAACGCCGUCGCGGUUGCAAACAACGCCUUGCAAAAAUUAACAGCCGCUAUUCAAGAGAUUGACUUACAAAUCGAUAGAGAAUCGCCGCCACGCACGCCAAGAUCACCAUCAUCACCACCACCACCAUCAACAGCGCAAGAAGGCGGGGCUUUCAUCACCGCCGAAAAUCAAAGUGAAGAGGAUACGUUCAACGAUUUAAAGGAGGCGCUCUCCGAGGCGAUUAAAAAUGCAGACAAAGCAAAAGCAAAGCUUGGAGACGUCGAAGUAGCGGCAAAUGACGUUUUGAAAGUGCGCGAACGCAUCGAAACGUAUCGUCAAAGCGCGACGUAUAAGAAGAACGUUUCUUUGACAUCUUCCGAAAAUGGUAAACGCGGCUUGAGUGAAAGUCAGCCGGAAAAUAUUCAAGCUUUGCGUCAAGCGCUCGAAGCUGCCCAGGUCAAAUUAAAAGAAGCUUCAGCUUCCUCGCGUAAACAAACUGUCGUUGUUGCCAGACAAGUUUUGGUAUUGAGAGAACUUUUCGAGCCAGGAGCACAAAAGUCUGCAGAGAAGAGUAGUGAGAAUGACGCCGAUACCGAUAUUCAACGAGAACAACAACAAGAGGGACUGGUAGAAACGAAAAGAAUCGACGAAGGUUUGUACAGUAAAAUCAACUCGGCUCGUAAAGUAGCCGAAGAUGCGAUUGUUGCGUCGAAUAUUACCGAAACUUUAGCGAAACUAACGUCGUGGCCAGGCGCAAAACUUUCGCAAAUUGUGACGAGGCAACUCGAAGAGAUGGCGGCGAUUGAUGAAGACGCGGAAGAUUUUGUCGGGUCAACAACAUCAACCGGUGAAACCGACAGAAGCGAUAACUUGGAUAGCAUUCUCCAGCCUGCUUUAAGAAACAUGGUUUCCUCGUCCUUAUAUCGAGCGUCCGAAGAAGAUACGAAGAAUGCUAGGAUUGCUUGUUCUCUUUCCUCUUGGAUUUAUAAUUUUCCGGACCAAACGACAAAGGAUGGUUUAACUCGAAACGGUUUGACCAUGUUAUGGAAUUCGCACGAGCACGAAGAAGCUCUUUCGGAGGAUGAAAUUAGUGGCAACGACAGUCAACAACAACAACAACGACUCGUCCAAACCUCGAGUGUUGAGAAUAUCAACUUCACCGAUGCCGAAGCCGCCGACUCGGAGAUGAACAACGCAAUUCUUUUAGAAAAUUUGAAAAAGGAAAGACACAAUCGAGAAGAAUCGAUUCGCUUAGCUUCUGCGGCGGCGGAUGAAGCCAUCAAAGCGUUGGCAUCGGUGAAGAGAAUGCGAGAAUUAAAACCUGACGAUCAAAACGCGGCCGAGGCUGCAAGAAAAGCCACGGAGCUCGCUAAUUUGGUUUCUCAAGAGCUCACCAGAGUUUCGGAGUCUCAGAAAACGUUGAAGAAAGAACGCUCGGCGUUGUUACGCGAAAGCGAGAAAAUAAGCGAGUUACAAAAACAAAGAGCAAAAUCGAAAGCGUCUUCGGAAAACGGAUUACAAAAGAAAAAGAAGAAGAAUGGUAAUAACAAAGAAGCCGGUGAGAAUGCGGUGAUGCCGGUGAACUAUUGCGUGGGCGUAGACAAGGAAAACGCAACGUUAUGGAUUGUCGUCGAAGGAUCGACCAACUUUGCCUCGUGGCAAACCAAUUUAACUUGGACACCCACGACGUUUGAGGAUAAAGAAAUCAGAGUCCAUCAAGGAGCGUACGCUUGCGCGCAAAGAAUGUACGAUCGCGUUGAAAAAUUGUGUAAAGACCAUUUGAAGACGUUUGGCUCUAAGAAGGCUCGGAUAAAAUUAACUGGUCAUUCAAUCGGUGGAUCUCUGGCGUAUUUGCUCGGUCUGAUGCUCAUUCUGAGAAAUGGAGUUCCUCGAUACGCGCUCGAUGAUAUCUGGACGUUCGGGUCGCCGUACGUUUUCGAUCGCGGUGCGGAAGAUUUGAUGCAAAGGAUUGGGCUGCAGCGAGAUUUCAUUAAAGGCGUCAUCAUGGGCAAAGAUAUCGUACCUCGAUCGUUUUCGUGCUAUUAUCCUCCGUGGACGCGUUCUAUUUUGGGCUCGGCUCCCUGUCCUCGGCCGUUCAAAUGCGUGAACAUGCCUACGCUCUUAAACGAAGAAAUGAUGUACGCACCUUUGGGUGACAUGUAUCUUUUACAACCCGUACACGGUUCGGCGCAUCCACUUUUACCAGAAGGACCGGGAUUCUAUAAGCUCCAAGGAGAAGAAAUGUACGACAUAAUCGCCGCUAAAGCUCGCGAAAGUAGUUCGAUAUCGACGAUGAGUCUAGAUGCGAGUUUCGACGAAGAAUCGCAUUGGCUCGAUGCGCAAAAAGACGAGCGUAAACUUGAUUUUUACGCCGAUGAAGUAGCUCAAACGCGAGGGUCAACAACAACUUCAACGACGAAGACUCUGUCUGAGAAUUUAAACAAGAUUGCGUGCUUAACGCAAGCGGAUGCAGCAUUAACGGCGUCCUUGAUCAUUUCCCAGAUUGAUAGAGAGCUCUUGACCAAAGCGAAAGAAGGCGUCGGCGGUGAUCUAUCGGUGAUAAUGCGAGAACAAACUCGAGAUGCGGCGCAGAGAGUGAUACUCAACACGCCACAUCCACUCACAGUUUUGUCGGAUCCGAGAAGUUACGGUUCGCAAGGUUCAAUCAGUCGUCACCAUAAUCCGUACUCAUAUCAAAAAGCUUUGUCCAGAGCUGCGAAAGCUUCGGCGGGAGAAAAUAAAGAAUAUUCAUAA